Messenger RNA from Nerophis lumbriciformis (worm pipefish), 480 nucleotides. Lineage: Eukaryota; Metazoa; Chordata; Actinopteri; Syngnathiformes; Syngnathidae. The record is from RefSeq and is a predicted model, not a curated record.
AUGCCGAGAGGCGGGAAAAAGGGCCAUAAGGGCAGAGGGAAGCAAUUCAGCAAUCCCGAGGAAAUUGAUCGACAGAUGAAAGCCCAGAGAGAACUGGAAGCAAAUGCAGGUGUGGAAAAAGAAAGCGGUUCUGAGUCUGAAGAGGAGAGUAGCAGCGAGGAAGAGUCUGAGAAGAGGAGUGGCGUGGAGGGGCUAAUAGAAAUUAGUAAUCCCAACCGGAUUUCUCAGAAAAGCAAGAAAGUCACCGAAUUAGACGUCGACGCUCCUCGAGAGCUGUCUCGCAGAGAGAGGGAGGAAAUCGAGAAGCAGAAAUCCAAGGAACGCUACAUGAAGCUUCAUCUUGAAGGCAAGACGGAACAGGCCAGAGCGGACCUGGCCCGACUCGCCAUUAUCAAGAAACAGAGGGAGGAAGCCGCCAAAAAACGAGAUGAACUCAGGAAAGGUGAGGAGAAUGCCGAGGAGGCCAAAGCAAAGCGUUAG